AUGAGGUGGGGCAGACGGGUGCGGCCGCAGCGCUCUCUAGUCCGGGCGGAGGCGGCGGCGACCUCAGCCGCUGCCCGGAGCCCCGGAGCCCCUGCAAGGCGGCCGUGGCGACGGCAUCCGAGGAAACCUGGGUCCCGCGAUCGACCAGCGCCGGGUGCUCAGUGGGCGGAGCAUCAGGGCGGUCAGGUGACCCGGGGGCGGGGCCUCGUUGCGCCGGAGCCCGGGAAGGAGGUGGAGCGAGAGCGUCGCGCCGAGCGAGGGGCCGAGGGGCUGAAGCACCCGCCAUUGACUGAUGUCAUCAAAGCUAUUGAUAAAGAUGAAAAUAUUGAUUAUGGAGAUCUGAAUACUUGUCUUCAAAAUUUUGGAGUUUACCUUUCUAAGCCAGAAUUUCAGAAGAUCACAGAGUUGACUGAAGCUGGCAUAUUGCCUGAUGCUAUUGAAAACCUCCACAAUCUUAGCAAAGAGAAGAUGAGUGCUCCUGACCUGUGGAAUACUCUGUCUAGUUUGAAAAGUAAUUUAAAAAAAGACGAAUUCCUAGCUGCACUGAAAUUAGCAACAGUUGAUGGUGAGAAGGUUGAUACUAGUGACCUGGAAGUUUUUCUGCAAAAUAUGGGGAUAGAGCUCACAGAAGAUAAAGGCAUGGAAUUACUGAACAAUCUUCCAGUUGAUGCCAAAAGAAAGGUGUAUAUGAACAGAUUGAUGAAAGAAUUGCAGUCUUUUAAAGGGACAAAGGUAUCUUUAGAUAAGGUGGACACUUUCAUUAAAAACAUGGGAAUUGACCUCAAGGAGAAAGAAAUCCAGGAAUUGAAGGACCACCUACCAGUUGAUGAUGAAAAGGUUGACUUGGAUGUGUUGAUGGAUGCAGCACUUUUACAGGAGAUGGAAAGGUAUAUAAGAAAAGAUUGCUGGAUAGCGUGAAGCCUCUCAAAGGGAAAAAAGUCAGUGUCAAUAACCUAGACACGCUAAUGGAGAACAUGGAAAUUCAGCUUGAGAAAGAGGACUAUGAAGACUUACUGACCCAUUUGCCAGCUGAUG
This is a messenger RNA of Orcinus orca (killer whale), 1035 nucleotides long. RefSeq names its product EF-hand calcium binding domain 13 (gene EFCAB13). The coding region runs from base 1 to 918 and encodes 305 amino acids. The record is from RefSeq and is a predicted model, not a curated record. NCBI's taxonomy places the organism in Eukaryota, Metazoa, Chordata, Mammalia, Artiodactyla, Delphinidae. The transcript has 9 exons.